Molecule: messenger RNA, 693 nt
Organism: Diprion similis
Lineage: Eukaryota; Metazoa; Arthropoda; Insecta; Hymenoptera; Diprionidae
Product: cuticle protein 76-like
Exons: 2
Coding region: 70-693 (207 amino acids)
Source: RefSeq, a predicted model, not a curated record
UAGUAUAUAAGUAGAUCCGUAUCUCGUUAGAUCAUCAUUCGCCUGUUUUCACCAUAAACCAGUUGCACCAUGUUCAAGUUCGUGGCCCUCGCCGCCAUUGUGGCAGUAGCGUACGGUGAUUACCUGCGAAACUCUGAGCACUCGGUGGAAGUGUCACCAUCGCUGACCUCGCAUCCAUCGAACAUCCUUCGGGGUCCAGGAAACCUAGCCCAGGUCUCGACCUACUCGAAGACGAUUGAGACGCCGUAUUCGACCCAGAGCAAAUCGGACGUGCGCAUAAGCAACCCGACCGUCGUCUACUCCCACUCCACUCCGUACUCACCGGCGCCGAGCGUCUCCCACGUGACCUACAACGCAGGGCCCGUUGCCUACGCAACGGCCCCGAGUUUGGGCCAGAGCGGCGCCUAUGGGCCCUCGUACUCGGCCGACCACGCCGUUGGAUCCUCGCACGAAAGCACCGUCAAGUCUCUCGACGGAAGCCACGCCGUCACUCACUACAGCAAAGCCGUCGACACCGCUUUCUCAAGUGUCCGGAAGUCCGACGCCCGGCUUACCAACGACGCCAAGAUCCUCUCCACCGCCUACGCCGCCCCCGGAAGUACCGGCCACCUCAGUCCCGUUGUCGCCUAUUCCGCCGCCCCCGACGUCGCUCGAACCACCUUCACUGGGCUCGGAACCGAGUACAAUUGGUAG